AUGGUGACAAGAAAGAGGGAUGCCACAAUCGAUGUGGCAAGUAUGUUCAAGGACGUGGAGAUGAAUGUGUCACUCUUGACUGCGUUAAAGAUGCCCCCGAUUAGCAAAUUUAUUAAAGACUACCUGGCAGGGAAGGUCAAUGAGGAAGGUAGAAUGAUUGUAGAUGAGAAUAUCUCUGCCGUGAUCCAGCGGAGUGAUCUUCCUUCAAAGAAGACCGACCCAUGGAUGUUCAUUCUCCCGAUUUCAAUCGGAGAUAUUCAAGUAGAGCACACGAUGUGCGAUCUCGGGGCAUCCAUCAAUGUGCUUCCAUAUGCUAUCUAUGAAAAGCUAGGAGCGGCCAAGCUCAUUGACACUGACAUAAUCAUCCAGUUGGCCGACAGAUCGUGUAUUCACCCUAAACUAAUUUUGGAGGACGUUAUUGUGAAGGUGAAUAAUUUUCUGUACCCAGCCGAUUUUUUCAUAAUCAAGAUAACGGAGCCAGUAGCAAGGGAGUCGAGUGGAGUCCUACUGGGACGGCCAUUUCUGUCUACGGCCAACACCAUUAUAGACGUCCGUAAUGGGAGGAUAAGCUUGGACUUCAAUGGAAAACAAUUCACGUUCAAUAUAGAUGAAGCCAUGAAGAGGCCAGCCGACAACGAGAACAUAUACUCGGUAGAUGUGACGAAACCCUUAGUAUAG
Molecule: messenger RNA, 678 nt
Organism: Salvia splendens (bonfire salvia)
Lineage: Eukaryota; Viridiplantae; Streptophyta; Magnoliopsida; Lamiales; Lamiaceae
Exons: 1
Coding region: 1-678 (225 amino acids)
Source: RefSeq, a predicted model, not a curated record